AUGAUAGCCAAUUACCUACAGUUAACUACAACCAUUGUGUUACUUGUUAUUGUGCCUUUACUGUAUCUUAUUUAUUAUCGAAAAUUUCGUUAUUUUAUAUUUGAUCAACGAGCGAAAGUGACAAAAGGAAAAACUUCAAGAGGCAAAUGUCCACCAUCUUUUCCUAACGGAUGGUUCUGGGUUAUAAAUUCAUGUGAUCUUAAACCAGGUCAAGCUAAGCCAAUCUCAUAUUGUGGACGAAAUCUUGCUUUAUUUCGCGGCACAAAUGGUAAACCAUAUGCUCUUGAUGCUUUUUGUCCACAUAUGGGAGCUCAUUUGGGUAUAGGUGGUAAGGUGCGUCAUGGUACAUGUAUUGAAUGUCCAUUUCAUGGAUGGACAUUUGAUGGUGAAACAGGUGAUUGUCUUUUAUCUGGUAUUGAAAAUAAAAUAAUUCGUACAGCUGAUAAAUAUGAAUAUCAUGAUAUUGAAAAUUGUACACCAGUACCAAAUAAUGAUAAUACGAUGAAAGUUUAUUUAGAAAAAGUUAGUGAAAAAGAAGAAAUCAAAACUAAACGAUAUAUAUGUCGAGAAAUUAAUGGAUCUAUUGUCAUAUGGUUUCAUUCCGAUGAAAAAUUAAGAGAACAUCCUUUAUAUGAACCAUUUGAUCUUUCAAAUGAAUUAGAAAUGAAUAAAAUGCAAGCACGCGGUGAAUCAAUUAAUUAUGUUAAUUGUCAUACUCAAGAAAUUCCUGAGAAUGGAGCUGAUAUACGACAUUUUGAUUUUUUACAUCAAUCAAUUAUUGACAUUAUAUUUCCAUUUUUAAAAUUUUCUUGGUCGAUGAUAUCGGAACGAGCCACAAAUCCACGUUUACAUGAAGUAAUGGUCCAUCCACAUCCAGAAGUAAAUGCAUAUAAAAUGCGUCUUUUAGAUACAUUUAUUAAUGAUUCCAAUCGUCGUUAUAUAAAUGUUUUAUCAUUAAAUUGUUAUCUCCAAAUAUUUGGUAAACAAAAAUUAUUUAUAUUUAAUGCAACUGGUUUUCAAGUGGGUCCAUCACUUGUUUAUUUAUUUUUAUGGUCACCAUAUUUUCAAGUAACAUUUUUUCAAACAGUAACACCAUUAGAAAAAUUUAAUCAACGUGUUAUGCAUCGCAUUUUUUCAACAAAACCAAUUCCAUAUUGGUUGUCAACAUUAAUGCUUAUGGGUGAAGUUAAACAAUUAUUUUCUGAUAUGAAUAUAUGGAAUAAUAAAAUAUUUGGUGCAAAAUUAUCUUAUAAUAUGAAAAAUGAUGCUGAUAAAGGUCUUCAUUCAUGGAGAAAUUGGUAUGCACAAUUUUAUGAAGGAUGUCAUGAAUAUGAAAGUAAAUCACUUUCAUGGUAA
Molecule: messenger RNA, 1356 nt
Organism: Rotaria sp. Silwood1
Lineage: Eukaryota; Metazoa; Rotifera; Eurotatoria; Philodinida; Philodinidae
Source: the annotation of a GenBank genome assembly